CUGGAGAGGCCACGCUGUAGUGCACAUGGUACUACAGGAAGUAGCGCUAGACUCAGAGUUGGUACCUGCGUUUCCAUCUGCCGAGAGUAUCGCAUUGUUUUGGGACUAGGAGAGUGUCUCGCUAUGGGAGGGCAAGCUAAGGGCAAGAAACACGGCAAGGCCAGGAGGAGGCGGCCGGAGAGAACAGGAGGGAAUGAUCUUUCUGGUCUGCCAGCGGAAGAGAGAAUGAAAAUGAAAAUGCAAAACAGAGCUAAGAAAAAGACAGCUGAAAAAUAUACAGUGCACCAGCUACUGGAAAAGACUGAAGAGUACCUGGAUAAUUUUAAUUAUGAAAUGGCACAGCUUUUCUGCCAGAGAGCCCUGGACAUGGACCCCACCAACCUAGAUAUAUUGGAUAUGAUGGGCAGCAUCUGUAUGGAGCUGGGGCAUGCAGAGAAGGCAAAACAAGUGUUCUUAAAAACUGUAGAACUCAGUCCCGACAAAGGGCAUGCCAAAUAUAUGUACCUUGGACAGAUCCAUUGCAAGGAGGAAGCACUUCACUAUUUUAAUAAAGGAAUAGAAGUUAUGCUUGGUGCUUAUCAGAGCCAAACAGCAUCGGCCAAGGCAGCUGGCUUCCCUGAUGAAAUGGAAGUAACUACAAAGGAUAUCGCAGCUGCUUUCUGCUCUGUUGCUGAGAUUUACUUCACUGAUCUCUGCAUGGAAGAAGCAGCCAGUGAGCGAUGUAAGGGAGCUAUUCAGAAGGCAUUAGAAUAUGACCCAACCAAUUCUGAAGCCCUUCAGUUAAUGGCUAGUUAUCUCUUCAGCAUGGAUCAACCACAGGAGGGAAAGGAAAAUCUGAUGAAGAGUUUGACAUCAUGGCUACCAAGUCUGCAGAAAAAAGAGGCAGAAAUGCAAGGAGAUGGCACAGAGGAGCUGGCAGAGCCUGCCUUACCGCCAUAUGAAUCCAGAAUCACUACAGCAAAAUUACUGACAGAAGCAGAAGAAUUUGAGCUUGCAUCCGAGGUCCUUGAAGCCCUCCUAGAAGAGGACGAUGAAGUUGUCCAGGUAUGGUAUCUGUUGGGAUGGGUAUUCUAUCUUCAAGCCAAGGCACCUGAUGAGGAUGAAGCGUUCAAGGACUCUGCCAGGACGUAUCUAAGAAAAGCCAAAAAGCUCUACCUCAAGCUGAAGUCUGACGAUUCCGAACUCAUGGAACAUGUCGAACAACUGCUAAGUGAGCUGGGUGGGGAGGAAGGUUUGGAAGACUCGGAUGCUGAGGACGAUGCCCUUGAGGAUGUGGAGGAUGAUUUUCUGGAAAGCAGCGAGGAUGAAGCUAUGGAGAGCUGAAUACAUACUCUAAUGCCUAUAAAGCAACAUCAACUGUAGUGGCAUAAUAAAGGCAACAUUUUAUUUACAAAAGCUGCCGCUAUUAAUAAGGAUCUCCACCUCUAAUUUCAUUACUUGCAUAUGUAAUUCUAAGCAACUUUCCAAAAACCAUUCAUUAAAAAUAUUCCAUGUUACUUGGAAAUAUAAUUACUAUAUCCAUAUCAGUAUCUGAGCCUUUCUUUUCUCUCCACUGAUGGUUUUGCCUUUCAAAAUGAUGUAAACGUAAUUGUUUUGUCCCUUUCUAUUCUUUGUACUGCCGAUUCCGCUUCUUGAAACAGUGUAGCAGAGACCAGCUGAUUAACUGACCUGGAGCAGAACCAGUGCUGCAAGGACUAACAGACUACUUUCAAUUGCAAUUGCAUUAAAAAAAAACAACUAUCAAUCCAGAUUUGGCAUUAAUGUAUUGGAAAGUUGAUUAGAUUGCACAUUGUGAAAAAAAUGGAUUAGCAGCACAUUCACUGCACCUAAAAUGUGUAUUUUUGAUAUCAGAUUCUGCAGUUCUUCCUUUAUCAUAAGACAGUUACAAAUACAAAAUCUGCUGUAA
This is a messenger RNA of Xenopus laevis (African clawed frog), 1906 nucleotides long. Its product is annotated as probable assembly chaperone of rpl4. Lineage: Eukaryota; Metazoa; Chordata; Amphibia; Anura; Pipidae. The transcript has 11 exons. The coding region runs from base 124 to 1323 and encodes 399 amino acids. The record is from RefSeq and is a predicted model, not a curated record.